AAAACAUUGCUUUGAGACUUAAAGAAGCUCAUAAAAAUAAAAGGCAAGCACAAGAAUCUUUAGAAGAUAAUAUAGAAAUGUAUAAAGAAGAAGUGACUGAAGUUUUUUUAGAUUUACUUUGA
Cetraspora pellucida is the source of this 122-nucleotide messenger RNA. The record is from the annotation of a GenBank genome assembly. NCBI's taxonomy places the organism in Eukaryota, Fungi, Glomeromycota, Glomeromycetes, Diversisporales, Gigasporaceae.